Molecule: messenger RNA, 5579 nt
Organism: Diceros bicornis minor
Lineage: Eukaryota; Metazoa; Chordata; Mammalia; Perissodactyla; Rhinocerotidae
Gene: SLC36A4
Product: solute carrier family 36 member 4
Exons: 11
Coding region: 49-1557 (502 amino acids)
Biological process (GO): amino acid transmembrane transport; L-alanine transport
Cellular component (GO): vacuolar membrane
Molecular function (GO): L-alanine transmembrane transporter activity; L-proline transmembrane transporter activity
Source: RefSeq, a predicted model, not a curated record
GCGGGAGAGCGCGCACCCGGGCGGCGCCGUCCUGGAGACCCCGGAGAGAUGGAAACGGCGGCGCCGGCGGCCGAGGCGGCGGGGCGCGAGGAGCUAGAUAUGGAUGUAAUGAGGCCCUUAAUAAAUGAGCAGAAUUUUGAUGGGACAUCAGAUGAAGAACAUGAGCAAGAGCUCCUGCCUGUUCAAAAGCAUUACCAGCUUGACGAUCAAGAGGGUAUUUCAUUUGUACAAACUCUUAUGCAUCUUCUUAAAGGAAAUAUUGGAACUGGCCUUUUAGGACUUCCCUUGGCAAUAAAAAAUGCAGGCAUAGUGCUUGGACCAAUCAGCCUUGUGUUUAUAGGAAUUAUUUCUGUUCACUGUAUGCACAUUUUGGUACGUUGCAGUCACUUUCUAUGUCAGAGGUUUAAAAAGUCAACAUUGGGUUAUAGUGACACUGUGAGUUUUGCUAUGGAAGUAAGUCCUUGGAAUUGUCUUCAGAAGCAAGCAGCAUGGGGACGGAGUGUGGUUGACUUUUUUCUGGUGAUAACGCAGCUGGGAUUCUGUAGUGUCUAUAUUGUCUUCUUAGCUGAAAAUGUAAAACAAGUUCAUGAAGGAUUUCUGGAGAGCAAAGCGUUUGUUUUGAAUAGUACCAAUUCAUCACAUGCAUGUGAGAGAAGAAGUAUUGACCUAAGGAUAUAUAUGCUUUGCUUUCUUCCAUUUAUAAUUCUUUUGGUCUUCAUUCGUGAGCUAAAGAAUCUAUUUGUGCUUUCAUUCCUUGCCAACGUUUCCAUGGCUGUCAGUCUUGUGAUAAUUUAUCAAUAUGUUGUUCGGAAUAUGCCAGAUCCCCACAACCUUCCAAUAGUGGCUGGUUGGAAAAAAUACCCGCUCUUUUUUGGUACUGCUGUAUUUGCUUUUGAAGGCAUAGGAGUGGUCCUUCCACUGGAAAAUCAAAUGAAAGAAUCAAAGCGCUUCCCCCAGGCAUUGAAUAUUGGCAUGGGGAUUGUUACAGCUUUGUAUGUGACGUUAGCCACCUUAGGAUAUAUGUGUUUCCACGAUGAAAUCAAAGGCAGCAUAACUUUAAAUCUUCCCCAAGAUGUAUGGUUAUAUCAAUCAGUGAAAAUUCUGUAUUCCUUUGGCAUCUUUGUGACAUAUUCAAUUCAGUUCUAUGUUCCAGCAGAGAUCAUUAUCCCUGUGAUCACAUCCAAAUUUCAUGCUAAAUGGAAGCAAAUCUGUGAAUUUGCAAUAAGGUCCUUCUUGGUUAGUAUUACUUGUGCUGGAGCAGUUCUGAUUCCUCGUUUAGACAUUGUGAUUUCCUUCGUUGGAGCUGUGAGCAGCAGCACGUUGGCCCUGAUCCUACCACCUUUGGUUGAAAUUCUUACAUUUUCUAAGGAACACUACAAUAUAUGGAUGAUCCUGAAAAAUAUUUCCAUAGCAUUCACUGGAGUUGUUGGUUUCUUGUUAGGUACAUAUGUAACUGUUGAAGAAAUUAUUUAUCCUACGCCCAGAGUUAUAGCUGGUACUCCGCAGAGUCCUUCUCUCAAUUUGAAUUCAACAUGCGUUACAUCUGGUUUUAAAUAGUACAAGCAGAAUUAUGAGUCUUCUGCCUUUGUCUCAAUUCUGAAAAUGCUUAAAAUAAGAACUAGUAGAAUACAUUGCCAUAUACUUAAAAAUAGAACCAAACUCUGUUUUCUUUUGGCACAGUAUUGAUAUUUUGUCAGUAAAUUAUAAUUCUUUACCAGUAGUGGUAAACUAUGACAGAUUCUUGGUUUUAAGUAUUAGCAAUAAUUUCAAAAAAUUUAGUUUUGAAAAUUAAAAAAAUUAAAAUGUUAAAAAAAUUAAAGAAGAAAAAGACUUCUAUUAUUCUUCUUCAAUCAGAAACACUUUAACCAAGAUUCUCUCUUUUACCCUCAUGCUGUGCUUUUGCCACCCAGUUGAGGAGAGAACAGGAUUUCGAGAAGAAGAGAAUUAGAGAAGGACACAGGUGACAAAAAUCUCCCGACCAUCCCAGUGAAUGUCGAAGUACACUUUUUGUACAAUGUAAAAAAUCUCGAUUAUGUUUUUGUUAGAGAGCCAAAUACUUAUGAUUAGCCCCUGGGAGUAUAGAAAACUCCAUUAGCCAUAAUGUAAGCAUCAGAAAAUCCCAAAAACCAGAAUUAUUUUUGAACUAUUCUAUAAUGGUGGUUGAUUUUCAUAAUGAAAACCAACAGGCACUGUGCCAAAUUCUUAGUGUUUCAACCAAAUUCGAAAGAGACUUUUUAAAGAUUAUCCAAUAUAGUUCCCUUAUUUUUUACCUGAGGAAAUGGAUGCCCAGAGAGGUUAAGUAACUUGGUCAAGACCGCUCAGCCUUGAGAUCAAGAGAAGAUGAUCUUUUGAUUCCAAGUUCAGGAUUUUUUAUUUUUCACAUCACAUCUAAGAAAAAGAAUAAAUUAUGUUCAGUUUAACUUUAGUGUUAGUCUAUUUAAUUGUAUUUUACUACUUUGAAAGCAGUGAUGUUUGAAUAGUGUAUGUGACCUGAGCAGAAAAUCAGGGACUCUAAAAAGCCUGUACUACAGUCAUUUAAACCUCAACAAGGGAAAGGAGCAAUGUGUUUUUUAAACAGAAUAGGAACCACUUGCUGGUUUAACCGCUGGCUGGUUGAAGGGGCCCAGCUGUCCUGUGUGUGGCUUGAGCUCUCCUUCCUCUUUCCUCCCUUUCCAGGUGUUGUAGGCACUGUCUUUCUUAAUGGCAGAAAACAGAUAUCUGACAAAGUACAGGAUAUGUGCACUCUUUCCAGCCUGUGGCUUCCUUAUAUAGCCUCUUAGUGAUCUGAAUGGGUAGAAUAAAAGAACCAUAAAGAGAUUCAUGCUUAGGAAAAAUCGAGACAAUAAUAAACUGUUUGCUAAAUAUUGAGACACUCCAGCCUUCUUCCAGAGAAAUACCUUCUGUUACUCCAUAUUCUUGAAGCCCAGUUAUUCACCGAAACAAGGAAUCUCACCUGGUGUGGAAGAUUUAAAACAUUAAGAAUCCUGAUUUUUUUUUUUAAUUCAUAACUUUAAAACAUGUUGACCUUUUUAAUCAGACUGGUGGUACUCUAAUCUGUAAUACUGCAAGAUAUCAUCAGGAUCGCUGUAAUGUAUAUAUUCUAUAUUUUUAUAUGUAAAUGUUAACUUACUUCAAGUAUUUUAUGCUGAAAUCAUUAACAAGUCAUCAAGUACAAUCCUAAAGAUAUAUAAGAAGCUUUAUUUUGGUACAAAAUCAUAAGAAUCAAAACUUUUUUUAAACGAUUGCAUUAGAUAUCACCAAUAAUUUAGUACUUUUAUGUCAAAUCUGUUAUGUUGAGCCUUUAGUCAUAUUGAGAGGAUGCAGAAGUUAUAGGAAAAGUAAUCGUCAUUGAAACUAAUGUUAUGAAUCUAUGAAUAAAUUAGAUAUUUUUUAAAAAAAUGUAUAACAGUAUAAAAUGACUUGAAAACCAUUAUUUAAUAGAAAGCACUAUUAGGUUUUUGUCAACUGCCUGCAGAUAACAUUUCUAGUCUAGAUGUGAAAUUUUAUUUUUGUACUUUUUACCUGUUGUUUAUUUUCCUUAUGGAAUUCAUCAAAUUCAAUGAAAUUUUGAAUAGUUGAUCAUAGCAAAAAGUACAUUUUAAAUUCAGCAUGAACCAAUGCUGAGCACAUUGUCAAUCAGGCUUCCUUAUGCAGUGAGCGCUGAAUCGACCUCCAGUACUUACUUCACUGCAUUAUCAGUGCUUUAAAUGCAGGAAAAAAGUUGAAAUGCAGAAAGGAAGAGGGGCUAAAAAGGGAGAGGGUAGUUUUAAUUCUGAACAAGAAACACUAUUUAGAUGUAAAGUACAAAUGCACUCUUAUUUAAGGAUUUUUUAUAAUGUAUUUUAUUUGCAAAAAAAAUCAGUGGAAAUAUUUUUCCUCUGAAAGUUUCGUUUUAAUGAGUCAUAACAUUUUCUAAAGAUUUUUGGAGAAGAUAUUUUGAUUAGACCAACUGUUGCAUUUAUUUUGGGGCCUGGAAAAAUGAGAGUGAUUGCACCUGUCAAAUUUUGUAUCCGAUAUCUUUGGUCCAUUACGUUAUGGCUAAAAUGACUUUAGCAUUCCGCCACAGUGUAGUACCCUCUUCUCUGAAAACUAAUCAAGUGCCUGAGAGCCUUUUCUACUACUGGGGCAAGGAGAGAAAGGAAAGCGUUAUUUACCUCUGAUGACCUCUGAUCUAAGUCAGUGAUCACUAUUCCCUUACAUCCGAAAGGAUUUCAUUAGUUUCAGAGUCGACUUGUCAAAACACUGGGUCUCAGACAGUUUUUUGUCAAACGAUCUUCUUUUCCUCACAUGGCCAGAUUUCUCCACAAUUAAAUAAGAACUACUUUUUUCUUGGUUGAAGACCAAUUUGUGUGGUGUUACCAAAUGAAAAAACUACUGUAUUAGCAAAUGCCACAUUAUGUUUUAAUUCUGUCCUCACUGGAUUCUCCUUUAUUAAAACCAUUUCUGCCUCUUGCUUAGGCAAUGCAUUUAACAUUUUUAUAAGAGUUUUGUGCAGUGUGUGUGUUGUAAAUGUCCUAACAGGGCCUAAUUUCAUUCAGUAUUUUCAUAAUAGUUAUAGAAAAGCUCUCUAACUGCAAAGUACUGUGAAAAUAUUAAUUAAAGUUCUACAUUAGUGCCAUUUUUAGCUGUGGCAAAGCGCAGGUCUUACUGUAGCUUCCCUGUGGCGUCUCUUCACCGUAGAUGUUAAUACAGCGUCUGCAUAGUGCAUUUGUUAACUAGGAGUGUAUAUACCACAUUAGGUCUUGAUCUCAGUUCUCCUUUCUUCAUUUGAAAGGGAAAAGAUGCAGAAUAGAGCUAAUGGAAAUAAUAAAUAAAAUUAUUUAAGACCAGUGGCUCAGUGAAUAUUUUCUGUUGAGGAAUAAAAUAGUUUGGUAAAAAUAUUGACCAUUGAUGAUGUAAAAUGAGUUUUAAAAAAAUUAGUCUAUUUUAACUUUUUGGCUCAACUAGCUUCCCCUUCAUAAGAAAAUUUUCAUAAGAAAAUUGAGAAACUUUGAUCUAAAUAAAAGGUGUAAGAAGAUGCUUCCUGACAUGAAAUGGCUGACUAUAAUAGUUAGUGCUUUGGCAGUGUUACGGUUAAUCUUGUUUAUGCCGCUAGUGCUCACUAGGUUGACCACUUUUCUGAAAGUGGUUGGUUUUGACCUAGGAGAUUAAAAAACACACUUUAGAAAUGCUAUUUAUUGCCCUAUGACAAAUGACAAAUUACUCUCAUCCUUAAUAUUUCAUAUUAAAAUUAGCUAGUUCUUAUGUACACACACACACCCCAGUAAUCUACAUGAAUUAGAUGCUGAUACUAAUUUACGGUUUAAAUUGUGUCCAGAAAGAUGAUGUGUUGAAAGAUCACUCUGAAAAUUAUUCCAUUAGAAUUUUCUAGAUAACAAAUAGGAAAAUACGUGUUUAUACCAUGAAUAAAUUAAACUGUCCAUUUUUAUGUUUUUCAAGUGAUUUUGUUAGUUUGAAUGAAAACUGAGUAUCAUUGCACUUGUCAGUUCUUUUUCUUGUAACUUAUUUUUCUUUAUCGUAUGAAAACAUCUGUUUUAAAGUACUGUAACUUCUGAAUUUUCAAUAAAAUAUAAUUAUUU